UGUAAUGGGAUAUGGAUUUAGGAGAAUAGCAAUCUGGAGUGUUACCAGUUGGGAUUUAAACAAAGUUUCAAUUACUAGUCCCAGAGCCAGUUUCAUAUAAAUGCAUGCGAUCCCUUUGUCCUUGCCAUUUAACCUACAUCGGUGCGUUUGGAAGCUCGCUAGCUGGUCGGCGCUCCUGAAAGCAAACUUGUCUCGUUUGCUAUUAAUAAAGCUAACUAGGCAAACGAUUAAGCAGACAGCUAGUUAAGAUCACCACCCGUGUAGAACCGCAUUGUAGCGGCCACACUUCUCAGUGUUAGGCUGGUAAUUUCACGCCCAGUACUUCAGUGACUCACUUUAAAAGCCAGCAAGAUUAAGUAGCUGCUGAUGAAGCCAAACGUGUAGAUGCACUACGCCAGCGGUCGUUAAUAGUUUACGCUACAAUUCAGCUGGUAAAUUACCUCAGUGAUGCGCUGCCAGUUCGGAAAUGGUGGAAUCUAUGAAGAAGGUAGCAGGCAUGGAUGUGGAGCUGACUGUAGAGGAGAGGAACCUGCUAUCUGUGGCGUACAAGAACGUGAUUGGAGCCCGAAGGGCAUCCUGGAGGAUCAUCAGCAGCAUCGAGCAGAAGGAGGAGAACAAGGGCGGCGAGGACAAGCUGAAGAUGAUCCGCGAGUACAGGCAAACGGUUGAGACUGAACUGAAGUCAAUCUGUAAUGACAUUCUGGAUGUACUGGACAAGCACCUCAUUCCCGCCGCAAACACGGGCGAGUCGAAGGUUUUCUAUUAUAAAAUGAAAGGUGACUACCACAGGUAUCUGGCGGAGUUCGCUACAGGGAACGACAGGAAGGAAGCGGCAGAAAACAGCUUGGUAGCUUAUAAGGCCGCUAGUGACAUCGCCAUGAUAGAACUCCCGCCCACGCACCCCAUCCGCUUAGGACUCGCUCUCAACUUCUCCGUGUUUUAUUACGAAAUCCUCAAUUCCCCCGACCGUGCGUGCAGGUUGGCGAAGGCAGCCUUCGACGACGCCAUCGCUGAGCUGGACACGUUGAGCGAAGAAAGCUACAAAGACUCAACGCUCAUCAUGCAGUUGUUACGUGACAAUCUGACAUUAUGGACUUCAGACAUGCAGGGAGACGGUGAUGAACAGAACAAAGAAGCUCUGCAAGAUGUGGAGGAUGAGAAUCAGUGAGACACCACAGCCAACAUAAGGACCCCCGCCCCCACU
Messenger RNA from Paramormyrops kingsleyae, 1204 nucleotides. It is a transcript of the gene ywhae1, whose product is annotated as tyrosine 3-monooxygenase/tryptophan 5-monooxygenase activation protein, epsilon polypeptide 1. Lineage: Eukaryota; Metazoa; Chordata; Actinopteri; Osteoglossiformes; Mormyridae. The record is from RefSeq and is a predicted model, not a curated record.